Messenger RNA from Spirodela intermedia, 2055 nucleotides. NCBI's taxonomy places the organism in Eukaryota, Viridiplantae, Streptophyta, Magnoliopsida, Alismatales, Araceae. The record is from the annotation of a GenBank genome assembly.
AUGAAGGUUUUGGUGGGGAGCCCCGGCACCGUCAGUAGCCUCCUGCUGAGGCUGGGGCAGAGCUUGUUCGCCGCUGCUUCCAUCGGGGUGAUGAUCUCCUCCUCCGGCUUCUCUACCUACACGGCCUUCUGGUACGGCCUCUGCUUCUCCUAUCCCUGUAUUCCUCUUUUCUAUUUGAUCCAUUACUGUGCGAAUUUAUUUUAUUUAAAUAAUUGAUUAGUCUCAAAUUGCUCAUUAGUUGAUGUACAGUCCAAAAAGGUACACCUCCACGUGGGAUGCUGCAUUCGAUCAAUUAUUUGAAGGAUAGUCUGGGCAAUAAACUGUGUUCAUCCGGACUAUUUUUGAAUAUCUUCUUCAUCAUUUUGGUCUGUUGGUUCUGAAGGUGUAUUAUUUAUCAUCGACUAAUAUUUUUCUUAGGUUUCUCCAUUCAGUGAGUUUCUUAGGUUUCUUAGUAAAUUUUUCAAUUCCAGCCUGUUUAGUAUGUUCGCAAUGUUCUUGCUAAUGGAGUAAGUAAAUCGAAGGAAACAGAAUUUCACUAAUUAAGUAAGUUGGAGAACUAUCUCACAUAUAUGUAAUCUAUGCAUGAUUUAUCGACUAUUUUUACUUUUCUUGCGUCGGGAUUUAUCCUCUCAACAUGAUUGAAAAAUUCCCUGGUCAUAUUUGUCACUAAUCUCAUAUAUUAUAAAUCAGAUUCGUCCUGGAGCUGGUGAACGAAUCUGCAUUACUUAUCCCAAUGAAGCUCAUCCAUGCAGGAAAUCCGUCACCUUCAUAAUUUUGUUAGCUUGGAGCAAUACUGGGGAUCGUAUAUUCUUUUGUAUUGUCCGGCAUAGUCAUAAUUGAUCUUGAUGAUUGAAAUAUGACAAUUUUCCUCGAUCAAACUAAUACAGUGGUCAAAAUAUUUUUUUAUAAGUCUUAUCUUUUCAGGUUCAACUGUUCCUUUUUUUGACGGUAUUAUAGAUCAAUCGACUCCCAUAUUCCAAAAACUAAUAGAGUUACAUAAGUGGUGUAUUUUCUGCACAAAUAAACUUGAUUGAGUACAUUUUUCCGGGGUCAACCUCAUCGGUGGUCAAAAUUUUUCUGCAUAAGCUUAUUUUUAUGACUUUGUGCCAGCUGGAUUAUAUUUUUUUGACAGUAUAUCCUUCUGAUUCAGUUAUCUGAUCGCCUCAAUGGGACUCCAAGUUCUGUGGAGCAUGGGCCUUGCGUGCCUCGAUGUCUAUGCUUUAAGAGUCAAGAGAGAUCUUCAGAACCCAGUCUCAGUGAGCCUGUUCGUGGUUGGGGACUGCGUAAUAAUUUCUCCCUUCAAUCUUAUGCUAAGUUUAUGGGAACAUCUAAAGAUUGAUAUUCACACAUAUGAUAUAAAAAUUAAUUACCCUAUUUAUAUUUACAACCUGCAUUCAGACAUCGAGCAACCAGAAUCUUUGGUACCAUGUUAGAGAGUUAACCCACCCAUUUAAAUAAAGAGUUAUCUGAUAUGAGAGGAUUGAACACAAUAAAUAUAAUUUACUUUCUAUAGUAGGAACCUUGAAUCUGCGGGAAUCAGAAAACUUCUUGAAGCCACAAAAAUAUAAUCUGUGUUUGGUAACAAGAACAUUAAUCUCCAGAAAUCUUAGAAACAGGCAUGAAUUAUAUAUUCUGUGAUAAGAAUCUUGAAUCCUCACGAAUUAGAGAAGUUAAAAGGACAUACAAUUUGCAUUGAAUCCUGGUGCAUUAGAAAACUUUAAACCGCAGAUGGCAUUAAUAUUCUAUGCUAGGAGCAUAGAAUCUUGGAAACCCGUUUUGACUGUUCCAGUGAUGAGUAAUCUUCUCUUGAUCAGCAUAAUGGCUCGAGGCUAAAAAAAUAUGCUGUCUUGGCAGGUGACUGCAACUCUAUCGCUUGCUGCCGCAUGUUCUUCAGCGGGUGUCACGGUCUUGUUUGCCAGAGAUGUCCACCUUUGUUCAACAGAGGCGGAUUUAUCGUGCAACAGGUACAAGAUAUCUGUAUCAUGUGCCUUUGUGACUUGGGCUCUGAUCGCCCAGUCCUCCACCGUCAUGUUAUGGCUGCUGGCUUCCAUGUGA